AUGCACGAGUGUACAUUACGUGCUCACGUGUGGACCCUAAAAUAUACCGUCCCGUACAGACAGACACAAAAAGUGGCAAAUCAAGGGCGCAUCUUCUGGAUCCACAUAAAUGUAGUUUCCAUUCUGCCCCUGUUUCAUACCACCCAGCUACACUCAUGUCCGGCAUUGGAGCAGAGUCGACAGUGCACCGUCGUAAUACGCUUCUCCAGCGGAUCAGGCGAUUUACACAUCAGCUUGCCCGAGAACACCACAAUCAGCGCGCUCAAAGAGCAGAUAUGCCAGCAGCGGGCCGACGAACUUGCGGGCAAAUACCUGCGCCUGAUUUGCGCUGGACGCGUCCUGCAAGACCAGCUGACACUGCGACACUACAACAUCACCGCCAACGACGGGUCAGAGGAUGCAGUGCCGCAUUUCGUACACUGCUUGGCCACAGACAUUGCCCCAGAACCCAGCCCACCGCAGGGCAGCGAUGAGGCUGUAAUGGAUGGUGCGGCCGACCCAGUGCGCGGGUUUGGCCGGCUGCGGGACGCCGGCUUCAGCGACGAAGACAUUGAGAAUCUGCGCGUGCAGUUUCACAGAGCCAACGGCACAAACAUGGAUGACACCGAGAACGCACGUGCGAUUGAGGACUCGUGGAUGGAUAGCACGGCCCAGGAUGCGCCGCAAGAAACACCUGCAUUCGGAUCGAUGUACCACAUGCUAGGUGGGCUACUGAUGGGCUACUUUGGCGGAGUGCUGGUGCUGCCGUGGCUCAAGAACAGCAACGUGUUCAGCCGGCAGCACCAGAUGGGCCUGCUGUGCGGGAUAAUCUUCAACUUUUCGUUUGGCAUCGUGCACUGGCUGUACAGCUGA
Messenger RNA from Linderina pennispora, 852 nucleotides. RefSeq lists its product as uncharacterized. Gene Ontology annotation, cellular component: Dsc E3 ubiquitin ligase complex; endoplasmic reticulum. Gene Ontology annotation, biological process: protein processing. The record is from RefSeq and is a predicted model, not a curated record. Bases 1 to 852 code for a protein of 283 amino acids. NCBI's taxonomy places the organism in Eukaryota, Fungi, Kickxellomycota, Kickxellomycetes, Kickxellales, Kickxellaceae. The transcript has a single exon. Gene Ontology annotation, molecular function: protein binding.